AUGACACGUCGAACACAUCAUCAUCAUCAUCUGCACACACCUGCCCCUCAUCCCUCGUCCCUCACCUGCCCCUCACCCCUCACCUGCCCCUCAUCCUCACUGCCCUUCUCCACACCCGCCCCCUCACUCUUCCUCAUCCCUCACCUCCCGCCCUCCCUCACCUGCCCCUCACGCCCUCAUCCUCCCUCACCGCCCUCACCUGCCCCUCAUCAUCCUCACCGCCCCUCGUCCUCACUGCCCUCAUCCCUCACCUGCCCCUCAUCCCUCACCUGCCCCUCACCUGCUCCUCAUCCCUCACCCUCACCUGCCCCUCCUCACCUCCUCAAUCCCUCACGCCCCCUCCCUCGUCUCACCCCUCACUGCUCCUCCUCCCUCACCUCCCUGCCCCCCUCACACUCUCCUCACCCCUCACCACUGCCCCUCAUCUCUCACCUGCCCUCACCCUUACCUGCCCCUCCAUCACCUGCCCCUCAUCCCUCACCUGCUCCUCACCCCUCACCUGCCCCUCAUCCCUCAUCCCUCACCCGCCCCUCAUCUAUCUCUCACCUGCCCCUCACCCUCACCGCCCCUCACCCCUCACCCGCCCUCGUCCUCACCCGCCCCUCGUCCCUCACCCGCCCCUCGUCCCUCACCCGCCCCUCAUCCCUCACCCGCCCUCACCCGCCCCUCGUCCCUCACCCGCCCCUCGUCCCUCACCCGCCCCUCGUCCCUCACCCGCCCCUCACCCGCCCCUCAUCCCUCACCCGCCCCUCAUCCCUCACCUGCCCCUCGUCCCUCACCUGCCCCUCAUCUAUCCCUCACCCGCCCCUCAUCCCUCACCUGCUCCUCACCCCUCACCUGCUCCUCAUCCCUCACCCUCACCUGCCCCUCAUCCCUCACCUGCUCCUCACCCCUUACCUGCCCCUCGUCCCUCACCCCUCACCUGCCCCUCAUCCCUCACCUGCUCCUCACCCCUCACCUGCCCCUCAUCCUCUCCCUCACCCGCCCCUCACCUGCCCCUCAUCUAUCUCUCACCUGCCCCUCGCCCCUCACCUGCCUGCCCUCACCCGCCCUCGUCCCUCCCGCCCUCACCCUCACCGCCCCUCGUCCCUCACCCGCCCCUCGUCCCUCACCCGCCCCUCACCCCUCACCCGCCCCUCAUCCCUCACCUGCCCCUCACCCGCCCCUCACCCCUCACCCGCCCCUCAUCCCUCACCCGCCCUCACCGCCCUCACCCCUCACCCGCCCCUCACCCCUCACCCGCCCCUCAUCCCUCACCUGCCCCUCACCCCUCACCUGCCCCUCAUCCCUCACCUGCCCCUCAUCUAUCCCUCACCCGCCCCUCACCCCUCACCUGCCCCUCCACUGAGGAGCACCCGUCAGCCCUCACGCUAA
Molecule: messenger RNA, 1374 nt
Organism: Mugil cephalus (flathead mullet)
Lineage: Eukaryota; Metazoa; Chordata; Actinopteri; Mugiliformes; Mugilidae
Product: vegetative cell wall protein gp1-like
Exons: 1
Coding region: 1-1374 (457 amino acids)
Source: RefSeq, a predicted model, not a curated record